AUGGGUGCCUGCGCAAGUAUAUCGUCUUCCUGCUGUGAUUCUUUUAUUGAAGAGAAAAAUCAGAAUGAGAAAGAAUCCGAUAUUGAUUUAACAUUCCAAAAACAUUCCUCAUUAAGGAAAUUCAAAUCAGUAUUCAGUAACAACCUCAACUUCAUGACUGAAUCAGCAUCUCAAAAGUAUGCUUCAUUUCCUUACACAACCAAUCAAUCUCUCGAUCAACUUGUCUCCUCAACCACUUCCUCUCUCUUUUCCUUGUGUGAGCACUAUUUAGAAAUUGCAGUAAUGUCUUCUCCUUUAGAUUAUUUAGAAAUGUCUAAAAUUCUGACACUUCCAUCCGUCCCAUUACAGCUCGAAUCAGACGAAAAUGAAUCAUCAUUCACCUCUUUGGAAGAAUUUUCAAACAAUCAUUGGAUCCAGCAGCAAGAAAAGAGGUUAGACACCUUACCUAGUGAGUCAGUUUCCUUAAUGAUCGAAGAAAAGCGAUCAGAAAAAGUAAGUCUUGAUCAAGAAAAACAGAGGAAAUGCAUUCCAUUACUGAAACGAUCCGUGAAGCCCAAGUUUUCUCCAACUCCAUUCAUUGUGGUUUCCAAAACGAGAGAAUCUUUCGACUGUUGUGUAAUGAGAAAUGACACCUCCAACAGACCUCUCAACGAAGAGAAGAUCCAGGGCAGAAUGAUUCAACCGCAUCUUCAACAACAAGCGUUGCAAGUUCCAAAGGAAGAUUUUAUGAUGUGCCCAACAUUAGGCAAUGUAUGUGUGAGUGAUGUUCGAUAA
Naegleria fowleri is the source of this 774-nucleotide messenger RNA. RefSeq lists its product as uncharacterized. The transcript has a single exon. NCBI's taxonomy places the organism in Eukaryota, Heterolobosea, Eutetramitea, Acrasida, Naegleriidae. Bases 1 to 774 code for a protein of 257 amino acids. The record is from RefSeq and is a predicted model, not a curated record.